AUGAUUUUCGGUUCCUCCCCCAAAUCACUCCAACGCUGGAAAGGAAACUCAGCUCUUCCUAAUGCUUCCGUCUCUGGUGGUUUCUCUAUAAAUCCCGCUUGCGCCCUCUACCGUCUAGAAGUCCAAGGACCCAUCUUGUUUCCUACAUAUGCCGAGACCUCCUCGCCGGAGCCCGACCUUUCAACUACCUCCCUCGCCAACAGCAAGUACCACACAACCAGGCCAGACUUUCAUCCAUACCUACGGUCUCCGCCCCCCCCCCCCCCCCCCCCCCCCCCACACACACACACUCGCACUCACACACGCACUCACGCCCCGCUGCUCAAGGACCCCAUCCGACAUCGUUCUCUGCCUGUCGCAAGUCGAGCCAGCACUACCAAUACAGCCCCUGGAGAGGAUAUCGUUAUGUCAUCCACCGCUGCCAAUCAAGGCUCUGUCAACUUCUGGGCGCACCAGACUACGGAGCCGUCUCUAUCACCACCUGGCAAUACUGGCCCAACCUGUGCAUAUUUCUUCUUCUUCCUUUCUGUCCCCUCUCCCGUGUUUUUCCCCGUGGCGUUGGUCUCCUCGAAUAUCGGCCAGGCUGACGUUGAGGCUUGUAGGAACACCACCCCACGCGCGCCAGUAUUACCUGCACAAGAAACACAGGAUGGCCAUUCCCGCCUCCACGCCUUCGAGUCGGACGAUCAACUUGAUGCCCGCAGCAUUCAUCACACCGGGUCGGUCGAGCGAAAGAGAGGCCGCGCUCAGCGUGUGAAUACUGUCAUCGCGGCGGUCGACCGGCUGAUCCCCAGCAGGGCCAACGGCGCGCCCGCUCAAGGACGACAUAACAACGACGACCAGGACACGGACCUUCGAGGGGUCGGCGCACAAUUCUCGGAGGGAGUAGCCAAUUCCGACAAUAAUAGCCAGUGA
Colletotrichum higginsianum IMI 349063 is the source of this 915-nucleotide messenger RNA. RefSeq lists its product as uncharacterized. The transcript is spliced from 3 exons. The record is from RefSeq and is a predicted model, not a curated record. Bases 1 to 915 code for a protein of 304 amino acids. NCBI's taxonomy places the organism in Eukaryota, Fungi, Ascomycota, Sordariomycetes, Glomerellales, Glomerellaceae.